UACUACAACUCAGAUCAGGAUAAGAUGGGAUUGCUGCUUGGUUCUCGUUAAGCUCGUUAACUCAGAUCAGAAUUAGAUCUCUGUUUGACACUGGUGGGCGGGACUAAUGUCUGACCACGCCCCAUGACCUUUGACAUUGUGGUUGUUUGUCCUGUGAGAACUGAUGUGUGUGUUUGUGCGUUUCUACUACGUUAUGAGGCCCCUGUGCUCCUUAUGGGGCCCAAAGUUGAGUUUGUUAUGGUCGAGUAAUGUCUGGGUUAAGCUUUAGAAAUGAAUAGAAACCAAGACAAAGUCCUUCCAGAUAGAAAGGCGUAAUGUGUGUGUGACAGAGAGUGUGUGUGUGACAGGGUGUGUGUGUGAUUAGGGUGGAUUAACAGCAAGCAGCAGCAGUCAGACGAGCUGCAGGCGGUUGGAGACGCUGACAUGUGACUGAUGUCAGAAGAGGAGCUGGGACCCACCAACAGGUGACACCCUUCCCAUGAUGCCCUGCAGCCUUGAGGGAUCACCAUGGGAGAUGAGUCUUACCCAGAAUGCCAAGCUCAGGAGUUGUUUGAUGAAUUUGUGUCAGCAUCGACCUGCAGGGCAGCGCUGCGCUGCUUCAGCCAGCUGUGCGAACAUCUGCAGCUGGAUCACAGCACCACUGAAAAGCCUCUCUACCAACCAAUCAAACGGCGGCUCAACUACUGGAAGGCCAAUGCUCUGUGGGCCAAACUGGACCGGAGGGCGGCACAGCAGGAGUACCAGAGGGGCCGGGUCUGCAGAAACAUGACUUGUGUGAUCAUCGGGGCGGGGCCUUGUGGUCUCAGGACAGCGGUGGAGCUCUGCUUCAUGGGAGCCCGAGUGGUAGUCCUGGAGAAAAGGGACUCGUUCUCCAGAAACAACGUGCUCCACCUUUGGCCCUUCACCAUCUACGACCUGAGGAGUCUUGGGGCCAAAAAGUUCUACGGAAAGUUUUGUGCAGGCUCCAUCGACCACAUCAGUAUUCGCCAGCUGCAGCUUGUUCUGCUGAAGGUGGCCUUGCUCCUGGGGGCCGAAGUUCAUGUCAAUGUUGAGUUCAAGCAGCUGUUGGAGCCACCAGAGGACCAGCACAGAAACAAGGAGGGCUGGAGGAUGGAGGUGAGUCCAAAGUCCCACCCAGUCAGUCAGAUGGAGUUUGAUGUCAUCAUUGGAGCAGAUGGACGCAGGAACACGUUGCCAGGUUUCAGGCGUAAGGAGUUCAGGGGGAAACUGGCCAUCGCCAUCACAGCCAACUUCAAAAACAAAAACACCUCAGCCGAGGCCAAAGUGGAAGAGAUCAGCGGAGUGGCUUUCAUCUUCAACCAGAGGUUCUUUCAGGAGCUGCGGCAAGAAACUGGUAUUGACCUGGAGAACAUUGUCUACUACAAGGACGACACACACUACUUUGUUAUGACAGCAAAGAAACAGAGUCUCUUGGACAAAGGAGUCAUUCUACAGGACUUUCCAGACACAGAGCAGCUCCUCUCUCGAGGGAAUGUGGACCAGGAUGCUUUGCAGGCAUACGCCCGUGAGGCCGCAGACUUCUCCACCAAUCACCAGCUGCCAAUCCUGGACUUCGCCAUGAACCACUACGGUCAGCCGGACGUCGCCAUGUUCGACUUUACCUGCAUGUACGCAUCAGAAAACGCUGCCUUGAUUCGCCAGCGCCACGGACACCAGCUGCUGGUCACAUUGGUUGGAGACAGUCUGCUGGAGCCCUUUUGGCCGAUGGGGACAGGUGUGGCACGGGGGUUCCUAGCAGCUCUGGAUUCAGCCUGGAUGAUCAGAAGUUGGGCUCAGGGUAGAGCACCACUAGAUGUCCUGGCUGAGAGGGAGAGUCUGUACCAUCUGCUGCCUCAGAUGACUCCAGAGAACAUGCAGAAGAGCAUCAGUCUGUUCACCGUAGAUCCAGUGACAAGAUACGUGAACAUCAGCCCUCUGACCGUCACACCUGCUCAGGUGAGACACCUGGUAGACACAGGUAGAGAGGCCGGACUAAACACAAGUGAGAGUGAUAUUAUCCGGCUGCCUUCCCCCAGAAUUUCAAGACAAGAGUCCUUCUCUCAGUCCAAUCAGCUGCUGACUUGGUGUCAGCAGCAGACUCAUGGUUACAGAGGUGUCGCUAUUUGUGACCUGACUACUUCCUGGAAGAGUGGCCUUGCCCUUUGUGCUCUUAUCCACCGAUGCCAACCAGAUUUGAUAGACUACGACUCUCUGGACGAGUCGUCAGUGGAGGAAAACAUCCGCCUCGCAUUUGAUGUGGCUGAGCAAGAGUUUGGGAUUUCACCUCUGAUGACGGUGGAAGAAAUGUCGUCUGUUGGAGAACCAGACUCUCUUUCUAUGGUGAUGUACCUGAGUCAGUUCUACCAGCUGCACAAAGAGUCACUGCACCCUGCUGGCUCUCUGAGUCAGAAUGCUGAUCUGAGAGCAGCUCUCUUCACUCCAGUCUCCCUCCUCAGCAGACUGGGAACCAGUCCGUCCAGGAAGAGAAACCCAAAGGAGCAUGGAGACGCUCUGGGCAAAAGGAGAAGGACGAGUCCAGAGAGCGGAGAGCUGCAGGAGUCACAUGACCUUAAUGGCGACUUUGAUGAGAACUUUGUGGGCGGGACCAGCCGCUCUAGAGUUCGUCUGAUGGCCAAUCAGCUGCAGGCAAAGCUGGAUGAGGGCUCUGCGACCUGCGUGAACUCUUCGUCUUCUUCUGCUUCCGCUCUACGUCAGCAGCAGGGGGCGCCAUCCAGCCUCCCUUCCUCAGAGUCUGCAGACCCCCCGCAGGCCACGCCUCCUAUUCAGUCGUCGUCAUGGAGACCGAAGAAGCGGACCCUCCAGCAGGAGCAGAUGAGUUUCCGCUUCAGGGAGAGGAUCAAGUCUCAGUGGGCCGCCAGCCGGGACCAGCAGUGUCUUCAGAUGUACACCGGUGGAGUGAGCUCACUGGCUGAGCAGAUCACCAGCCGUUUUCAGCGUCAGCAGCAGAGUGGCUUGGUCUCUGUGGGAAGCGACGUCUGUUUCUUCUGCAAGCAGAAGGUUUAUGUGAUGGAGCGUCUGAGCGCCGAGGGGCUCUUCUUCCAUCGCAGCUGCUUCCGUUGUGAUUCCUGCAGCGCCCCCCUCAGGCUGGUCUCCUACAGCUACGACCAGGACACCGGAAGGUUUCGCUGCCUGCAGCAUCCUGACUGCCAGCCGGCUGCUCCCAGGAAGAGAGCGACUCCCACGGGAACAUCGGCGCCAUCUCCGUCCUCAGCCGCGUCCCUCUCCGACUCUCUGAGCGAGCGGCGCCGGUCUUCAGCUGCAUCUGUGAUGGCGGCGACGCCGGAGCGGAUCGAGCUGGAGAACCGCAGGAAGGAGGAGGAGGUGCCGGAGGAGGUCCAGAACCGGGUCAACCUGAGCCAAGGUGUGCAUGUCAGCUCAGAGGAAGAGGAGGAUGAAGGUCCAGGCUGUGAGGAAGAGGAGGAUGAAGGUCCAGGCUGUGUGACCUCACAGGAGGCGAACACUCUGAGAGAGGAAGAGGAGGAAGAGGAAGGCAGCGCUAGAGCCGAGUCCAGUGACGAGGGGGAGUACAGCCCCUGGGAGACGGAGCGCCGCUCGGGUCUGUGGCUCCUGUUAGAGGAGGAAGCAGAGUUUCCUCCUCUCGGCCCACCUGUGCAGCGAGGCUCCGCCCCCUCCUCUCUGACUCCGCCCACUGACCCGACGCCCUCCACCGCCUCCUUUGUCACCUCAUCUGACUCCACCCCUGACUCUGACAUCACCAAAAUUCCCCUCUCACCUGUGAUCGUCAUGGAGACGGCAGCGCAGAAACGGCCCACAGCAGGAGGGCGGGGCUCGUUUGAUGACAUCACACCUGAGCUGCCCCAGAAGAAGCCGCUGCUCCAGCAGGAGGACCGGGGGGCGGAGCCAGAGGAGGAGGAGUCAGGCGGAGUCAGGCGGCGGAGCCAAAGAGACGGUCCACACCCCACCCUCCCUCUGCUUCCUGGAGGUGGAGCUCUCUUCCUCCACCUCAAGAAGCUCCGGGAGGCUCCGCCCCCUUACCAGGUGGAGCUCGGUGGGGGCGGAGCCAGAGGCCUGUUGAAGGCAGUUCUACCCGGAAACAGAAAGGAGAAGAAACGGAGGGGCGGGACUUUACCUGCAGAGAAGUUCAGGAGGCUCCCGGCCAAUCACAGCAGGAAUACAGUCGCAGGAGAGGAGUCAACUCUGGAGUCUUCAACGCUGCUGCAGAGAUGUUCGCUAAAACCCGGAAACAAUUUGCAGUUGCAGUUGUUCGACCUCGUGUCUGAACUGCAGAAAGUUUCCGUGGAGGAAGAGGAGGCUGAAGAGGAGAACCAGCAGGUCUACGUCCCUCAUGCUCUGGCCUUCAGGCGGUCGUAUGGAGACAAGAUUAAGAAGCGCGUGAGGGACAGCGUCCUGGACUCGGAUGGACAGUCUUCCUGUCCCACGGAGGUUCUGGGCGUCCUGGUCCCGCCCAAAGAGCCGUCCAGCCUCAGCGUGAGGGAGACCAUGUUCCAGAAACAGGAAGGGGACGAAGACGGAGAUCUGGACGCCAAAAUCACCCGCGGCGUCCAGAGAGCGGCCAGGAGGCAGGCCAAGAAGGAGCAGCUGAAGAGGCUGCACAAGGCCCAGAUGAUCCAGCGGCAGCUGCAGCAGGUGGAGGUGAAGCAGAGAGAGCUGGAGGAGAGAGGAGUGAUGGUGGAGAAAGCUCUGCGAGGAGAAGCAGACUACUGGGAGGACUCCAGCCACGGUCCAGACACGGAGCUUCACCUGGGAGGACUGGGCAAACUGGACAACCUGGUUCUGAUGCAGCAGUGGUUCCGACUGGUCCAGCAGAAGAACUCUCUUGUCCGAUACGAGUCGGAACUCAUGAUCUUCGCUCGGGAGCUGCAGCUGGAGGACCGACAGAGCUGCCUGCAGCAGGAGCUGAGGGAGCGGAUGGCCGUGGACGAUCACCUGAAGGGCGAGGAGCAGCUGGACGAGGAGCGGCGGAUCCUGGAGGAGAUGCUGGAGGUGGUGGAGCAGCGCGACGCCCUAGUGGAGCUGCUGGAGGAGCAGCGCCUACUGGACCGCCAGCGGGACCAGAACCUGGAGGUUCUGCUGGCCGGGGCGCUCAGCUGGGCCUGACGGAACCGGACCAGAACCUGGGGGUUCUGCUGGUUCUGAUUCAGACGAUCUGCAAUAUCAAUAAUCAAACUGAUUCCUGAAGAUUUUUGAUCCAAAUAAUCUGAACAAUAACUUAAAAACUACUCCACUGGAAUUAUGAAGGAUUGUUAAAAAAGAAAAAUUAAGUUCUUUUAACUGAUGAUUAUAAAAUAAAAUACAAAACUAAUUAAUCAGUUGCGUUAACUAAGAAUGAUGAAAUCAUAAAAACUGCGUUAAUCUGCUGAAUACGUCCGGGUUUGAUUCUAAAAAAGAUUUAAUCCUAUUUUACUGAUGAGUUGCAUUUUAAAUUGUGAAUUAUAAACAUUGCAAAGGUUUUUUUAAAAUUCAAAUAAAAAACGUGGAAUUAUAAAUAUAUCAAAACACUGAAAAAUUGAACGAUAGCCUUUAAGUUUUGAAAAAAGGUAAGAAUGUAUUAAAAUAUAAAGAUCCUAACAAAUGUGAAAAAAGAAUUACUUUAAAAGAUUUAUUUAAAUAAAUCUGAAUAUGGUUUUUAAACAUUAACAGAAUAAUCCCUGGCUAUUGGAAACAUAAAAUAAUUGAAGAUUAAACUGUAAAAAUGUAACAAAUAUGUACAAAAAAUAAAAAUGUUAUUUUUAAACUACAGUAUAAAACUGAUGUUUAAAAUAUGUAAAAUUACAAAACCAUCCAUAAGAUAAAAAGGACAAAUAAUCCCUGAUUAUUCCAGUUAUUUUGGGAUUAAACUGCAGAUUAAUAGUCUGAGUUUCUUCAUGCGUCACCAUGGUAACCCACAGUAUUAUGGGAUGAGCCAGCUGAUGGUCAUGUGACCUGAACUGAGCUUCCUGCAGAACCGGAUUAUUCUGAUCACCGUCUGCCUUAUUUCCUCAGCAGGUCUUGUAACUCUCUCUGAUGUCACUUCCUGUGUUUAAUAAAAACUGAUUUUCAGCUCAAACUGUCGAGUGUUAAGAGAAACUUCA
Xiphophorus couchianus (Monterrey platyfish) is the source of this 6074-nucleotide messenger RNA. RefSeq names its product protein-methionine sulfoxide oxidase mical3b-like. Gene Ontology annotation, molecular function: FAD binding; protein binding. Lineage: Eukaryota; Metazoa; Chordata; Actinopteri; Cyprinodontiformes; Poeciliidae. The coding region runs from base 508 to 5100 and encodes 1530 amino acids. The record is from RefSeq and is a predicted model, not a curated record. The transcript has 35 exons.